AUGAGGUGGGUAAAGCUUAAGAAAUUCUCAGAUGCUUCAUACGAGGAUAUAGUUAAUUUUAGAGGCAGGUUUUAUGUAACCACUCUGAAUAAGGAUGUUUUCGUUAUCGAUCCUUAUUCGCUAGACGAGAUUCCCUUGAUGCCUUUGCAGCCACUUCGCUCGGUAAAGUAUCUGGUUCCAUCUGGAAAUGAUGAUGAACUUUUCCUGGUUGAGAAAAUCCUCCCUUCUAGGGGUGUGUUGGAUUUUAGUCGGUUGGCAUGUAGAGUGAGUAAGCUAAAUGAUGAGGCUGGUACAUGGGUUGAGGUCAGCGAUGUAGGAGGUCGUGUGUUGUUUAUUGGAUAUCUUGGAAACGUCUCAUGCUGUGCUAAGGAGCUUCCUGAUGGUUGUGGUCUGAGUGGGGACUCAUUGUUGUUCACCGGUGGGCCAGGAAAUGUAACUUAUUUUUAUAAAUAUUGA
Eruca vesicaria subsp. sativa (arugula) is the source of this 456-nucleotide messenger RNA. Lineage: Eukaryota; Viridiplantae; Streptophyta; Magnoliopsida; Brassicales; Brassicaceae. The record is from the annotation of a GenBank genome assembly.